AUGUUGACCACCUCCAAGGCUGAGUACAGUGAUUCUUGCAGUUUUCCAUCACGUGACAACUCAAAGCAAUAUACACGAGCUUCAGCACAUUCUUUUUAAGCUCUAGGAUACUUUUGAUUGGGUAAUCUAAUCACGUGACAUGAGCAACGUGCGUUCUGCACGUGAUAGCGAAACAGGAGAAUCGCGACCAGAGGAACGAGCUACCGUCAGAAAGGGAAGAUACGCCGGUCUUAUCUUCAUAGCUGGCACUUUCUUCCUCGGAAGCUGGCUUAUGCCACCAAUAGUUUUCAUCUCAAUGUGGGAGAGAAUCCUGUACACUUUGCGUUGUCAAGUAUUGUCAGUAGGAAUGCUUCUCGCGGGGGUAAUCGUUGUCAUGAUAACCAGAGCAAACACUACCGCCAUCAAUCCCCUGAGCGAGAGGGGGGAACAAUAUGUCAAGCUAGACAACAGGUAUCUGCAGAAUACACUUGAACAGUUAGUACUAAGUAUACUUACACAGUUAUUUCUAGCGACAUACCUGGAGGAUUUAUGGGUAAUUCCUGUUAUGACAUUUCUAUUCGUUCUUGGACGAAUAUCUUUCUGGAUUGGGUACAAAUGGAUGCCUCUUUACAGAUCGUUCGGUUUUAUGCUGACACUUGUUCCAACAACUUUCGCUUACGCAAUAACAUUGGGUGUGUUUUUAAGAAAUGGUGCGACACAUGGCUUUACGACAAUGACGUCUUCAAGGCAGGGACAAGAACAACAUUAUAAUCAACAACAACAACAACGGAACAUACAUUAUUGAAUAACAAGAUGUAUUUAGAAUAAAGAAUUUUCAAUUAUGAUUCUGUAAUCGUAUAUACAGGGUGACGCUAAAAUACAACCAUCAAUUUCUAUAUAGAUGUGUCAAUAAUGAUAGAAUCCUAAUCUCGUAAUUGCUUUUUAUGGGUUAUUCUAAAAGUGUUUUCUAAUGACACAACAUAGACAAAGUGAAUUUAAUCAUGGUUCAGUAUUACAAAUAAUUCUGUCCUUCGAUUGCUGUCUAAAGCAGGAGUGUUGAG
Molecule: messenger RNA, 1040 nt
Organism: Owenia fusiformis
Lineage: Eukaryota; Metazoa; Annelida; Polychaeta; Sabellida; Oweniidae
Source: the annotation of a GenBank genome assembly